Danaus chrysippus (African queen) is the source of this 1179-nucleotide messenger RNA. Lineage: Eukaryota; Metazoa; Arthropoda; Insecta; Lepidoptera; Nymphalidae. The record is from the annotation of a GenBank genome assembly.
AUGAACUCGUCGAGCAUUAGCUCAGCAGUGCCGACAAUUAAAUGUGAGGAUACGUCUCCCUCGCCUACAGCUGCCGUUGGUACAGACGGAGAGUCGGGGGCAUAUCUUAGUGUUAACGUCAAUCUGAGUACUGCCAUGAUGAACCUACUCGCUGCGGAAGGCGCCAACACCACGCUGAGAACACCAGAAAUCGUUAACGACCUAAUCACCAUGUCAAACCCCAUGGACCAAUACAACUACGACAAAAAUUCCAGCUUCAAGAACAGCAAUGACUCGAAUUCUUCAAUGUCAAACAGUUCGUCAGCUACCUCGCCAGCCUCUGGAACACCGCCCAGCAUACAAAAGACCUGCUCGGAACUGAUCAAGGCUGGUCUGAAGUUAUCCAUCGAGUCGAAAAGGAAAAUGUCAGGAAGCGAUACGGAUGUUGGCAUCAAGAGAAUGAAGAAGGAGGAGAGUGAUGAUGAUUACGACAGCAGUCAUACCCAGGUGUCUAGAAACGAGCUAACGCCAGAAGACGAGGAAAGGAGACGUCGUAGAAGGGAAAGAAACAAAAUAGCAGCGACUAAAUGUAGAAUGAAGAAGCGAGAACGAACUGUGAACCUCGUGAAUGAAAGCGAAGUACUUGAAAACCAGAAUAUUGACCUCAAGGCACAACUUAAGGAUCUCGAAGUCCAGAAGCGACAGUUGUUAGACAUGUUAUCACAGCACGCGUCUUCAUGUGUACGGAACAACUCAAACGCCAGAACAUCACCGAACUUCAAUAUGAUGAGGACGUUCGAGUCACCAACAACAUUCCCCGUCAACUACGACGCCCACUCGCCCUACAUACGACCAGAGUCAGCGAAUAUACUAGCUUCAAGCUAUACAUGCGCUACACCACUCAACGAGACCAUAGAUACUAUGUCGUUAGACGCGGCUUACAUGACGUCGCAGAACAUAGACGUCGAAUACAACAGACCAGACAGCGUCAUCAGUAUUCCCGCCAAUUCCGACAGUUACAUCACAACAGAUGGAUACCUACCAAAAGCAACAGCCAUCCUAGGUCCGAUCGAACCGGAAACGGAAUACUAUGAUAAUGAGAUUAAUUACGUCACACAACAAUGUCACAGUUACCCCAACAACAUACAGGACUCACAACAGAAAAUGAACAACAGUCUGAACGACGGCUGUCUGGUCUAA